Molecule: messenger RNA, 1534 nt
Organism: Ruditapes philippinarum (Manila clam)
Lineage: Eukaryota; Metazoa; Mollusca; Bivalvia; Venerida; Veneridae
Product: ganglioside GM2 activator-like
Exons: 4
Coding region: 104-736 (210 amino acids)
Biological process (GO): ganglioside catabolic process; lipid transport
Cellular component (GO): cytoplasmic side of plasma membrane
Molecular function (GO): enzyme activator activity; lipid carrier activity
Source: RefSeq, a predicted model, not a curated record
GGUACUAGUCAGUUUGCAGCAAAGCAGCAACGUGUUAUCCCGUAUUCGUUGAACAUCAGAAUUAUCCGUUCAUAUUUUGUUUGUAUUUCACAAAAAUUGCAGAAUGCGCAUUUUGUUGUUCUCUGUUGCUGUGGUAAUGGCCUGUGUGGCGGCCAUGCCAAACGUGCUUGAGUUUGAGAUGGAGGAGUUAGAGAAAGUGGGAAAUUUUAUAGAAACGAAAGAAGAUCUGAUUGACUUUAUAACUGAAGGACACAAAGCGAAAAAACAGCAAGUUAAAUUACAGUCAUUCUCUUUCUCGGACUGUGGAGGACCUAAUGCACUUAUCAACAUCAAUCAAGUAUCUGUCACCCCAGAUCCAAUCGUAUUUCCGGGAAACCUGAAUGUUAUGACUAGUUUCAAGAUCAACAGUCCUGUUGGAGCUCCAAUGGUGGGAGAUCUGUUGAUCGAGAAGAAGAUUCUAGGAAAGUUUGUAAAGCUUCCUUGCAUUGACAACUUUGGUUCCUGUCAUUACCCCGAUCUGUGUGAACUCCUCGAGCAGGUUCAAUGCCCAGACCCUAUUGUUAGAAUUGGAAUCGACUGUACAUGCCCCCUUAAAGCGAACAACUACACAUUGCCGAAGACCGAAUUUGAAGUGGACGUAAGUGUGAUCCCAUCAGGAGAUUAUCACAUCAAGGGAAACGUUAUGUACAUGAAUAAGGAGGCAGCCUGUCUUGAUCUUAUGCUCUCAUUCUCGUAAACGAAUCACUUAAUGCUCUUUUUAUAUUACUUAUAUAAUCAUGCUAUAUUUUUGUGAACUGUUUAAAGUAUCACUAACAUUUCGGUACAAUAUUUAUAUUAAUACAUGUACCAACUAUAUAGAUAUUCUAUGGAAUUAAAAUAUAUCAUUAUUAGCGUUUCGUUUAAUCAUUUAAUCCCAUUGAUGUUCCUUUCGGAGAGUUUGCAGUAUUGUAAAAUAGAUUGAUGUUUGAAAGGUUCACUGCUCAUUCUAAAUUAGAACCGAUGUAUUAACAUGGGAGAAACAGUAGCGGGUUAGGGUAAUAAUCUUAAACUUAACUUAUCCAAGGUGGAAGACAAGAAUAGCAAGCGACUUGUGUCCCACGUUAUCAUUUUAGAUAUGAAAUUUUACAUGUAGAUAUCAAUCAGAAAGCGAGUUUGAACGUACUUAAGUAAUUUAUAGUCUUAGAUAAUCUUAAGAUGUAGCUUGAACCUUGGUUUAAGAUAGCUAUAUCAACAUAAUUAUCUCUGUUAUCGUCCGAUGGUCACUUAAACUUAAAGUCACACAUAUCGAGCCAAUAUCUCCACGUGACAAUAACAUUUUGAAGUGCACUAAAACAGUGCAUCGUUUACGUUCUUUUUUCUGGUUCAGUGAUAUAAAAUCAACCACAAUAUGCGCGUACUCUUGCUUGCGGUUUCUAUAGCAAUAGCAUGUGUGGCGGCCAUGCCAAAUGUGCUUAAGUUCGAGAUGAAAGAGCUGGACAAAGUUGGGAAUCUUAUACGCACAAAAGAAGACUUGAUAGACUUUAUCACGGAACGU